Molecule: messenger RNA, 2946 nt
Organism: Plasmodium fragile
Lineage: Eukaryota; Apicomplexa; Aconoidasida; Haemosporida; Plasmodiidae
Product: translation initiation factor aIF-2
Exons: 1
Coding region: 1-2946 (981 amino acids)
Molecular function (GO): GTP binding; GTPase activity; translation initiation factor activity
Source: RefSeq, a predicted model, not a curated record
AUGAGUAAAAAUAAAAAGGGGAAGAAGAAGGACGACUUGGAUGCGAUCCUUGCUGAGUUAGGCUUUGACGAUAAGAGGGAAGAUGAAGUGAAAGACGAGAAGGAAGUGAAAGGACCAGAGGCCAAUGGCGAAGCAGGUGGUGGAGGUACCCCUGCUGGGGCACAGGAAAAUGAAGCAACAAAAAUGUCCAAGUCAAAAAAGAAAAAGGAAAAGCUAAAGCAGAAAAAGGAGCAAAUGAAAAGCAAGGAAAAUGAAGAGGAGGGAGAACAAGGAGAGGCAAAGAAGGGAACGGCCGAUCAGGCCGCCGAUGCAGCCAACGCAAAUGAAGACGCUAAUGAAGCUGCCAAUGACGCGGCCAAAAAAAAUAAAAAAAAGAAAAAAAAGGAUAAGGAAAAAACCAAGCAUCAAAAAGCCACGUCAGGGAUGUCUGAAAUGGCCAAGGCAGCCGCGGAAAGACUUAGGCUACUAAAAGAAUAUGAAGAAAAAAAAAGGGAAGAGGAGAAGAGAAAACAAGAAGAGGAAGAAGAACGAAUUAGAAAGGAGGAAGAAGAAAAGGAAAAAAAACGACUAGCUAAAUUGGAAAAAAAAAUGCAAUUAAAAAAGGAAGGAAAAUUGUUAAGUGCAAAGGCAAAGGAAGAAAAAAAAAAAAAAGAAUUAUAUUUACAAACCUUGAAGGAGUCCGGGGUGUUGGUCGAACCAAAGGAAAAAGCCAAAGCGGAAAUUAUCAACAUAGACCUCAACAAAACGAAGGCUUUCCUAAAGAAGAAGAAGAACAAAACAAAUGCUAACGCAAGUGGGAACGCAAAUUUGAAUAACAACGCGGAGGGAACUGGAGGUGCUACUACACCCCAGGGGAGCAAACUAGUUAACGCACUAGCACAGGACGACGCAGAAACAAAGAAAGUCGACCCUAAAGAAAUUGUCGUGGAUGACUGGGAAGAUUUCCUCAACGUGGAUGAAGAGAACAAAAAAGAAAAGCAAACAGCCAAUGAACAAAAAAGUAAUGAAAAGACCGACAAGGAAAAGAACAAAGCAAAGGAAGCCAAAGGGUCAGAUGGAAAAAAAGGAACAAAGGGGGAUGCAGUUACCACUAAAAAAGGAAAGAAAAAAACUGAGACUAGUAAAAGCAAUAGUAACGAAAAGAAUAACAACGCCCAGGAUGACUCAGAUGAUGAGAGCGAGUAUAGAUCAGCCAUUGUGUGUAUAUUAGGUCAUGUGGACACAGGAAAAACAAAAUUAUUGGACAAGCUCCGACAUACAAAUGUACAAGAUAAUGAGGCGGGAGGAAUUACGCAACAAAUUGGAGCGACAUUUUUCCCCAAGGAUACCCUAGAUAAGGAAAUAAAAAAAGUGGAUGAAAAAAUAAAGUGCAUGUCGAAGGGAAUUAUGAUUAUUGACACCCCGGGACAUGAAUCAUUUUACAAUCUGAGGAAAAGAGGCUCCUCCCUUUGUGACAUUGCCAUUCUAGUGAUUGACUUAAUGCAUGGGUUAGAGCAACAGACGAAAGAAUCCAUUCAAAUUUUAAAACAAAGAAAUUGCCCAUUCGUUAUUGCAUUGAACAAAAUUGAUAGACUGUACAUGUGGAGCAAAAAUGACUGGUCUCCAUUUAAUUACACUUUUAAAAAGCAAAAGGAAAAUACACAAGAGGAAUUUCAGGAUAGGCUACAAAAAAUACUUAAUGAGCUAGCCGAACAAGGAUUAAAUUGUCACUUGUACUGGGAAAACCCCAACCCUCGAAAAUACGUUUCUAUCGUACCAACGAGUGCAAUAACGGGGGAAGGAAUUGCUGACCUGAUUAUGAUUUUAGUUAAAUUGACACAAAACUUUAUGCUUAAAAAUAUUGAAUACCACGAUAAAUUAGAGUGUACUGUUUUGGAAGUAAAAAAUAUUGAAGGGCUAGGAACAACCAUUGAUGUAAUUCUCACGAAUGGGGUGCUGAAGGAAUCUGAUACCAUCGUCCUGUGUGGUAUUAACGGACCCAUUGUCACAGUUAUUAGAGCUUUGUUAACCCCACAACCGUUAAAAGAGCUAAGAAUAAAAAAUGAGUAUGUGCACCACAAAUCGAUUAAAGCGUGUAUAGGAGUGAAAAUUUCUGCUAACGGACUGGAAGAGGUCCUCUGUGGUACUUCCUUAUUCGUUGCAAACAACACAAACGAAAUUGAAGACUACAAAAAGAAAGCCAUGACAGAUGUAUCGGAUGUGUUCAAUCAUGUUGAUAAAACUGGUGUAGGUCUGUACGUCAUGGCUAGCACCCUGGGCUCGUUAGAAGCAUUACUCAUAUUUUUAAAAGAUUCCAAGAUCCCCGUUUUUGCAGUCAAUAUCGGAACAGUGCAAAAGAAAGACGUGAAGAAAGCCAGCGUCAUGAGGGAAAAGGGAAAGCCUGAGUAUUCAGUCAUCCUAGCCUUUGAUGUUAAAAUUGAUCCUGAAGCAGAAAAGGAAGCACAAAUUUUGGGAGUAGAAAUUAUGCAGAAGGAUAUUAUAUAUCAUUUGUUUGAUGCGUUUACAAGUUAUAUUAAAAAAAUUGAAGAAGAAAAAAAACAGAGUAAGCUAACUGAUGCCAUUUUCCCAUGCGAACUCUCCAUUGUCAACGAUUGUGUAUUUAAUAAAAAGGAUCCCAUCGUUAUUGGAGUUAAGGUUGAUUGUGGAAUUUUGAAAAUUGGGACCCCACUUUACAUCCCUGAGAAAAGCCUUAAAAUAGGAAAUGUUGUUAGCAUCCUCUUGAACAAAAAAACAUGUGAAAAGGCCAAAAAGGGGGAUGAAGUUUCUAUUAAAAUUUGUGGAGAACCACACAUCACUUUUGGAAGACACUUUGAUUUUAACCAAAAGAUUUACAGCAAGAUUACUAGGGAAAGCAUUGACGUCUUGAAGGAGUACUUUAGGAGUGAGUUAACUAUGGAGGACUGGAGACUCGUCGUGCAGCUCAAGAAAAUUUUUAACAUUAUCUGA